Messenger RNA from Thlaspi arvense, 1248 nucleotides. Lineage: Eukaryota; Viridiplantae; Streptophyta; Magnoliopsida; Brassicales; Brassicaceae. The record is from the annotation of a GenBank genome assembly.
AUGGAGAAUAAUGGUAGUUUGGAGCAAGCUCUGCAAGACGGAAAUAUCUUCAGGCAGCUCAAUACCCUCAUCGUUGCUCAUCUCCGUCACCACAAUCUCUCACAGGCAUGUCCUUCGUCAUCAAAAUCGGUUCCAGCUGCAAGUGCGGUUGCAUCAGCAACCAUGACACCAUUGAAUGUUGAGGUUCCUCCAAACCGUCUUCUGGAGCUUGUUGCAAAGGGUCUUGCAGCGGAGAACAACGGGACAUUUCGAGGUGUUUCUUCAUCAGUCUUGUUACCCACUUCUUAUGGAUCAAUCGCUACUCCUCGGACAGCUUCUAUUGACUUCAGUGUGACUCAUGUGAAGGGCACAUCAAAGACUUUACCGAAGCAUGAAUCGAAGCAGAUAUCGGAGCACAAGAGCGUCGUUAGGUGCGCAAGAUUUAGUAGCGAUGGAAUGUUUUUCGCAACGGGCGGUGCCGAUACGUCAAUUAAGCUCUUUGAGGUGCCGAAAGUAAAACAGAUGCUUUCAGGAGAUACUCAAGCUCGGCCAUUAAUACGGAGUUUUUAUGAUCAUGCUGAACCAAUAAACGAUCUUGAUUUCCACCCUCGGAACACAAUCCUAAUAUCCAGUGCCAAAGACAAGUGUAUAAAAUUCUUCGACUUCUCCAAAACCACAGCUAAACGAGCAUUCAAAGUUUUUCAGGAUACCCAUAACGUGCGCUCUGUAUCUUUUCAUCCUUCUGGAGAGUUUCUUCUUGCAGACACUGGAGUAAGUGGCGCCAUUAAUCAGGUGCGGUAUUCUUCGACCGGAUCAGUCUACGUCACAGCCUCAAAAGAUGGAGCUAUUCGACUAUUCGACGGGGUCAGCGCAAAGUGUGUACGCUCCAUUAGCGGUGCACACGGAAAUGCAGAGGUCACAAGCGCAAUGUUCACCAGAGACCAAAGGUUUGUUCUCUCGUCCGGUAAGGAUUCGACUGUUAAGCUAUGGGAAAUAGCUUCAGGUCGAAUGGUAAAGGAAUACAUCGGAGCAAAACGGGUAAAACUGCGGUCUCAGGCAAUCUUUAAUGACACAGAAGAGUUUGUAAUCUCCAUAGAUGAAGCAAACAAUGAGGUAGUUACAUGGGAUGCGAGAACUGCAGAGAAAGUGGCAAAGUGGCCUUCGAACCAUAACGGUGCACCGCGAUGGAUCGAGCACUCGCCGGUAGAAUCAGUCUUUGUUACUUGUGGAACAGAUAGAUCAGUUCGGUUCUGGAAGGAAUCCGUCUAG